This is a messenger RNA of Capsaspora owczarzaki ATCC 30864, 827 nucleotides long. RefSeq lists its product as hypothetical. The record is from RefSeq and is a predicted model, not a curated record. NCBI's taxonomy places the organism in Eukaryota, Filasterea, Ministeriida, Capsasporidae. The transcript is spliced from 4 exons. Gene Ontology annotation, cellular component: PAM complex, Tim23 associated import motor. Bases 24 to 809 code for a protein of 261 amino acids. Gene Ontology annotation, biological process: protein import into mitochondrial matrix.
AUUGUUUUGUUUUUCUUCUCAGAAUGCUUCUCAGUAGCUGCCGUCCUCGUUUCGGCUUCUUUGCUGCUGCACACGCGCUCGGCUCUGUCGCCGCACGGCCCGCCUUCUCCAUCCCCACGCUGACCCUUGCACGAUCGCUCGCGUCGUCGUCGAGCACAGCCAGCCCCACUGAUGAUGCAGCCAAGAUCCCUCCUACCACCACUACUACUACUACUACUACUACUACUACUACUACUACUACUGCUGCUGCUGAGCCAGCGACUGCGACUGCGGCUGCGACUGCGGCUGCAACCCCGAAGCCGCCCAUGAUGCCCUUCAACGAGUACUGCAAGGCCAAGACAGUCCACAAUAUGGCGAGCAACAUCGCGGGCGUCCCUGUCGCGAUCGGAAGCAUCCUGCUCAACUCGUGGGUCUUUGUCAUGGUAUUCCCGGAAGUGUACGACGGCUCAGUCCCGCAGGACCAGCUUCCUCAGUUCUUUGGCCUUGAUUUGAUGGUGAUUGCGGGCAUGACGGGCAUGGCAUCGGCUGUUCUCGGCUUUGCAGGCGGCAAGUGGUUGUACUCGCAAGCGUAUGCGCUGCUCGCGCCAGCCCGCGCUCGCCAGAUGGAUGCGCGUCACGCCGACUUUGUCGAUCGCAUCACAACGCGCCGCCAUGCAACGACCUCCAUGUCGGAUGAUUACUAUGGCGACAAAAUCAAGUCGCUGUCGGAUUAUCGCAAGUGGCUCCGCGUGCAGCACAAGCGUGGCAAGGAGCCCGCCAACGAUGCCUUGCGAGAUCCCUUUGCAGAUUUUGGCAAAAAGAAGCAAUAAAAGUACCCUCGCGUCUCC